AUGGAGGAAACUAUCAGCCAUGCCAGAUCAAUCAUCACCUUCGCCAUCCAUCAGCCAUUGAACUUUGUUUACCUUGUCAUCCAGCAAGUUCUGAACUGGAUAUUUGCACCGGCACCUCCUCCGCCAACACAGAGACUACACCGACCCAGAGUCGCCAUUAUUGGAGCCGGUCUGACUGGAGUAUCCUCUGCAGCUCAUUGUGUUGGUCAUGGAUUUGACGUGAAAAUUUUCGAGGCUAGGUCUAGAGAGAAGGGACUGGGCGGUAUUUGGAGCAGAGUGAAUUCGACCUCUGCGUUGCAAAUCCAUUCAAUCAUGUUCCGUUUCCACCCAUCUGUGAAAUGGGACACAGCAUAUCCUACGCAAGAAAACAUCAAACAGCAAAUUGCCUCCGUAUGGAAGAGAUACGGACUCGACAAAAAGACAGUCUUUGAUACUCCCAUCACAUCCGUGAAAAAGAACUCGUCCGGACAAUGGAUCAUCAAUGACAACGAAGCAGAACACGGCACUUUCGACGGUAUCAUUGCAGCAGUGGGCUCAUGUGGAGAUCCUCAGAUGCCUCGUCUUCCCGACCAUGAGCAAUUCAGCGGCCCGACCUUCCAUUCUUCAGAGCCGGAUGGUAAAAAUGUCAAGGGCAAGAAAGUACUCAUCAUUGGCGGUGGAGCAAGUGCAGUUGAAGCCUUGGAGUUCGCUGUUCGAAACAAUGCUGCCGAGAUUGAUGUUCUGUCGCGAUCUGAUAAGUGGAUUAUUCCUCGAAAUGUUUUUGUCGACAUAUUGCUAUCGCUGAAUAUUUUCGGCGGAGAAACAUCGUUUUCAUGGCUUCCUGAAUGGCUGUUGCGCAAAUUCUUUUACCGAGACUUGCAGGACAUUUCACCCUCCGAAAAGGGGCUAUACACAGAUACACCUAUGGUAAACUCAGAACUUUUCAAUCAGAUCCGCGCUGGAAAAGCUCGCUGGUUGCGAGGUGAUAUCCUUGCCUGCAAAAAUGAAGGGAUCCUGUUCAAUCAUCGUGCCAAGGGUGUUCCGAAGGGUGGCCCAGGCCAUGAAUCAGUAGUCAAUGGAGAUGUCAUCAUCAUGGCCACUGGAUACAAACGACCGUAUCUCGCUUUCCUUCCGAAAUAUGUCUUUGAGAAGAACUACGAGCCUCCCAAUUGGUAUUUGCAGGUAUUCCCACCUCAGGAUCCAACCAUCUGUGCAACUAACAGUACAUAUGUGAAUGCUAUCGGCACCGUGGGCAACUACCAUAUCGGUAUAUAUACUCGAUUCUUGUUGAUGUUCCUUGUUGAUCCCUUAACACGUCCUCGUGAGGGACUGAUGAAACUCUGGAUCGACUUUACCCGGGUUGUGAAGAGAUAUGCGCCUACAGGAGCCUUCGACUUUUUUACCUAUGCAGAACUGAUUUAUUGGUACUGCUUUGUGAGUAUCGGGAACCCGUUUCGCUGGAAGUGGGCGCCGUUUAUCUUCUUUGGCUUAUUCCGAGGAUUGCCACUAGCUAUUGUUGAGAGAGAGGAUCGGAUUAGGGGACAGAAUGGAAAGGCGAAAUGA
This is a messenger RNA of Talaromyces stipitatus ATCC 10500, 1542 nucleotides long. Its product is annotated as flavin-binding monooxygenase-like protein. The transcript is spliced from 2 exons. NCBI's taxonomy places the organism in Eukaryota, Fungi, Ascomycota, Eurotiomycetes, Eurotiales, Trichocomaceae. Bases 1 to 1542 code for a protein of 513 amino acids. The record is from RefSeq and is a predicted model, not a curated record. Gene Ontology annotation, molecular function: NADP binding; N,N-dimethylaniline monooxygenase activity; flavin adenine dinucleotide binding.